Molecule: messenger RNA, 3622 nt
Organism: Cloeon dipterum
Lineage: Eukaryota; Metazoa; Arthropoda; Insecta; Ephemeroptera; Baetidae
Product: collagen alpha chain CG42342-like
Exons: 31
Coding region: 159-2342 (727 amino acids)
Source: RefSeq, a predicted model, not a curated record
UCAGUUCAGUCAGUCUCAGGCAGGCAGUCGUCGAGGGCAGAGGUGCACACACACGCGGAGGGAGCUGCGCGAGUCUGCCGAGUGCGUCGUCCGAUCGGGAGCGAGCCCCAGUGUCCGGUGCUGUGUCCGGUCGUGAAUGUUGCGUAUGUGAGAGUGCGAUGGAGGAGAAACUGCAGCCCGCAAGGGGACGGUUCCAGCUGCUGCUGAACGUGCUGUUCGUGGCCGCCGUCGGCCUGCUCGCGUGGCAGCGACUCAUCGACAGGGAGGCCGUGGCCGCCGCUGACCGCCGGCUAAACGCCCUCCGCGCGGACCUAUUCCGCUACCAGACGGAAAACGACCUGCGAUUGGCCAAGCUCGAGGCGGUCGCCAACGAGGACGACGAACAAGACGAUGACGACGAUCAAGACGAUGAUGAACAGAAGCCGCCUCCACUGGGGACCCUCCUGCCCCAGUUGGUGCUCAAGAGGACCGCCAGGGACACCUCCGAGUGCAUCUGCCCGCCAGGUCCACCAGGCCCACCUGGCAAGAGAGGCAAGCGAGGCAAGAAGGGAGACUCUGGCGAGAAGGGCACUCAGGGACCACCAGGAGCUGCCGGCAAGAAUGGAUUCCCGGGCGAGAAAGGCGCUAGAGGGCCAAUGGGUCCCAUUGGUUUGGACGGCCCGAAAGGAGAGCCUGGACGCGUCGGAGAGCGAGGACCCAAGGGUGAGCCAGGCGGCGCCGGCCUCGACUACGUGUCAAUUAUCAAAGGUGGUGUGAAGCGCUCAGUAACUACCCUUCGUGGUGGAACCCUUGGAUACGCAGAAAUCGUCGCGGUUAAGGGCCUUCAGGCUAGUGGACAUAACAUUUCUUCUCAAAACGUCAUCAUGCUCAAAGGUGAGCCGGGAGAACCAGGACCUCCAGGUUCGCCAGGUCCUCAGGGCAGAGAAGGUCUACCUGGACACGACGGCAGACAAGGUGUUCCAGGUGAGCCAGGUCCAAGAGGCGAGCGAGGACCACCAGGCCCAAUCGGACCGCCUGGCGUUGGAAUGCCAGGACCAUCUGGAGCAAAGGGAGACAAAGGUUCUAGCGUAUAUUGGAUCUCCCCACAAGGUGACCGUGGUGAAAAAGGUGACAGAGGUUUCACGACGACCCUCGAAGGAGGAGAGUUCCGCACGGGUCUGAUCGAAGGUCCGCCUGGUCCUCCAGGCCCACCAGGACCUUCCGGUGCCAAGGGUGACAUAGGGCCUAUAGGACCCCAGGGUCCACCUGGUGAGCGUGGCGGAAAGGGCAAGCAAGGAAAACGAAGACGAUUUGGUGAAGAUAGUGGACCAAUGAUGAUAGGCCCCCCAGGCCCUCCAGGUCCUAAGGGUGAACCUGGUGACUUGGGUCCCAGAGCUGAGAAGGGCGAAAAGGGAGAUCAGGGCAUGUUUGGCGAAAAGGGUGAAGGUGGAAGUCGAGGUCCGCCAGGUUUAGAUGGACUCAACGGCGAAACUGGGCCGCAGGGACCACCAGGACUUCCAGGCCAAGCUGGUCCGAAGGGUGACAAAGGCGAGUACGGCGACAUCGGUCCUCCUGGUCUCAUGGGUCCACCUGGUCUGCCUGGUCCACCAGGCUAUCCGGGCCAGAAGGGUGACAAAGGUGAAAAGGGUGAAUCGGGAUCAAGAGCAGGCUCACACUCAAUUAGUGCUCGAUCAAAAUACAAAAAGCUUAGAAGGCGCCAGGGUGACGGUCAACAUGAGUAUGGAAUCACUGGAGAAUUUAUUCCCGGUCCGCCAGGUCCACCUGGCCCACCUGGUCUUGGUGGUCUACAAGGUCCACCAGGCAUCAAGGGUGAUAGAGGACAGGACGGUGGAAAGGGAGAACCUGGCGAAAAAGGAAAUAAGGGAGACCCAGGACCAAUGGGACUACCCGGUCCGAUGGGGAUGCGAGGCGAAUUGGGCCGCGGCGAGCAGGGCAAGCCAGGCCAUGUGGGACCUCCUGGCCUUGACGGCAUGAAGGGAGCCCAGGGUGAACCUGGAACGAAGGGAGAAAGAGGAGAGCCAGGCCUCCCCGGAACUGACGGCAUCCCUGGAUCAGAGGGGCCGAAAGGAGAGAAGGGCACGAGAGGAGAAGCGGGUCCACUCGGCAAACGCGGCCGAAAGGGAGACAAGGGUGACAAGGGUGAGCAGGGGGUACCAGGACUAGAUGCACCCUGUCCCAUUGGUCCUGAUGGCCUGCCGUUGCCAGGUUGCGGCUGGCGGCCGCCCACAAAGCCCCCACCUGCGCUGCCCACCCUUGUCCCCCACCUGGCGCUGCAAACCACCCCCGAACCAGACUAUGACGAUGGCCAGGAUGAAUACGACGACAAUUACAAUGAGCAGUAGACCCAUUCAAGACUAACGCACAAUUUUCAGUUGCCCCCAGCCGCCGUUGGCGCGUGAUAAGUUGCUGCGCGGGCCGCGAUUGCAUUUACAGCAGAACAGCCACCACCAUCUCCACCCCCAUGCAGAGGUCGGCGGAGAGGGUUGAGCCAACCACACACAGCAACCCCCAAGAGUCGCCCUCCGCACGUAUCUGUACACUUACGAGAAUUUUUUUGCAAAACUGCCAGUGCAGGAGUACUUACUGGCUUCGAAUUAUACACUCUUGUAAAUAAUGAGAAUAGCGUAAAAGCUCGUCUCGACAGCAAUUUUAUAAACAAAAAAUAAAGACAAUAGAUGGAAGUUACAUUGCACAUGAAUAUGUGGUACUACUGAAGAGUGUGUCGUGCGCAGCAAGACUAAUUGAAAAUCGAGAACUAGUAUUCAAAGUGAUUACAUUCGUCAUAGGAAACGAAGUGCAAAUGCAGGAGUCUCAUCGUGCAGGACUAAUGGUGCCAAAUAAGUUUUCACAGUUGCGAUAUAUUGAAGUAAAGUUAUCAUUUGAUGCAUUUGUCCAUGUUGUGAAUGGCGAAAGUUUGUGUGUUUGCGGAUUGAGUGAGGUGAUGUAUUAGUGCGAAUCACACAAUUUUUCAUCACACUGUAAUUAAUAGAAGAACAAAAUGUAGCAUUUACAAAAUUAAAAUGAAUUUUAACUCUCAACCAAACUUGCGGGAAAGAAAUUGAAAUUGAAUGAAGAGUGCGAAAUAGCUGAGGAAGAAUUUAGCUUUCAUGGGAGGAUCUUUAAGUAAUAAUUAUUUUUAUCCUGCAAAUUCAAAACUUAAUGAACACACGGAAUCACGAAAAAUGUUUUUUGCUUUCACUGCUAAUUAAAUUAAUUGCUUCGAAUUUUCAUGCAUCCCUCAUUGUUUGCGAGAAAAAUUAAGCACACAAGAUUUAUGCAAUGAGAGAUUUUGUGAACUUGAUGCAAUCAGCGAUUUCUACCUCUCUUGACCUUUAUGAAUUAUUAUUGAACUAUAUAAUUAUUAUAAGAUGAGAAUUUAUAAUUUUUGGUUUUGCCAAUUAAGCUCAUGAAUGUGUGUAAAAAGUACCAUUUUUGUAGCUUUGCUUAUCCUUAACUUGGAGCCAAAAGAAAAAUUGAUUAGUCAAUAGCGCGCUGCGAGGUUCACAACGAUAAAUUAAUUGUUUGUAAACGAAAGCUCACUGAAUGAUAUUUAUUGAACUGAUCACGAAACUGUACGAAUUGGAAAAAAAUAUUAAAAUUUACCAAUGUAAUACCAUAUAAA